AUGACAUCCAACGACAUGACCAACGCGGGCGCCAUUUUUAAUGCAGACGCCAUUUACAUUUCCACAUACGCUGCCCUUUCUUUAAAUCUAUUUCUUCUGAGGAAUGGCGGCUACGCUUCAUCUGCUCAUAGUUGCCAAAUACGGAUAACUGAGAAUGCUUAUGACUCGAUGUAUCCUUUUGGCAUGUUGCCAUCACACCACACUAACAUGUUCCGUAUAACCUGGAAUAGAGGAAUCGGGCUCAGUUCGGCCGAUACGGUUGCUACAACAGCGUAUUGCGAAUGCAGUACGUUGGAGGGUGGCGUUGGAACCGUUGUGGUUAUUUGUCCAAAAACAAGCUUUGCUCCCAAGUGGACUUGGCUAUCUUGGCUAGUUCUUGUAUUCCAUAAGUCAGCCUUUAUUGAGUCCGUCUUGGGUUGCGGCCUUCUGCUUUACCUGCCUGAUAUCUGGCUUUCUGAGCUAUACUGUUUGCUGCUUAAACAGGACCUACUCUCGUUUGCGGGCCUCUGUCUGGACGAGGUUGUGCCGCACUUUCAGCGCCAACAGUUAUACCACAUGCGACAGCAUCCUCCUCAUCCUUGGUCGGGGCAGCACAGCCACCGGCUUGCUAGCUGGGACUCGUUGCCGUCGUGGGGCAAUAUCAAGCAGAAUAUGAACACCACCUGUGGCACUCCAACCCACUGUUUGAAACUUGGCGAUGAGCCCCUCGGCUUCUGUCUGUUUAAUCUGCUCACCGAGUUAAACAGCUUCACUUGGUCGAUUCACGCAGACUGCUGGCCUUUUAACGCCGUUGACUAUGACUUGGCUGAAGGUGGCCCGCCUAGGCAACUCGGCAUCGACCGUACUGCCGCGGUAACUGCUUCCGAGGCCGGUCGACGACUUGCCCGUUGUCUGCUGCUAACCGGCUGGUCGGGAAUUGUCGGUUGUCUCUUCAGUCUCGUUAGUGAGGCCGCCAGCCGGGGACGGUGUACAGCCUGGGCUCCGCGUCUGGCCCGACUCCUGGCAGGCCUCGGAUCUGGCCCCAUUAGCAGCGGGGCCGGUCCUGUUGCCGGGACCUCUACUGGCACCGGCGCACGGCGUAAAGAUACCAAUGCAACAGACUUGGCAGUCCAAGCUGGACAAGGCCAGAGCGCUGGACUGCGGCUGGGCAUCACUCGCAAUUCACCUCAUGAACUGACUAGUCUUCAUGACGAAGCAGCAUAA
This is a messenger RNA of Protopolystoma xenopodis, 1203 nucleotides long. Lineage: Eukaryota; Metazoa; Platyhelminthes; Monogenea; Polystomatidea; Polystomatidae. The record is from the annotation of a GenBank genome assembly.